Molecule: messenger RNA, 888 nt
Organism: Suillus subaureus
Lineage: Eukaryota; Fungi; Basidiomycota; Agaricomycetes; Boletales; Suillaceae
Exons: 6
Coding region: 457-627 (56 amino acids)
Source: RefSeq, a predicted model, not a curated record
GCGUCGUUAGGUGCUUCCACAGCAGAUAUUAGGGAGUGCCUAACGAUGCGGUACGACAUCAAAGAGCUUAAACAACAUCCAUACUAUCCCUCCUCAAUAACAACUUUAUUGGUCUGUGAUAGCAACGUCAUGAUGAAUCCGUGGCAAGGGGUUAACUAGCGUCGGAUCGAGCAUGGCCCGUGUAGCAAUCUCAAAAUAUUAUUGUCUCCUAUGACAUUGAAAGGUAAAAUAACACCGGAGCUGAAAUUUCUUGUUGAUUCCACCGUGCACGUGUUCAUUGACAGCCAGAUAACAUUGAUUAGGUUUCCAACAGUUCCCCGGAACGUUUCAUGGAAGAACACUUAAAUUGCACACAUUUUGGAGCUUGUAUGCUUCUCAAGAACACCCACUUCAGCAGCAUCGUCACAGAUUAGACAGCGCCAACAGCUCUCAACAGAUAUAGAUCUACUCACCGUCAUGUCCACUCGCUUCUCCUCUUCUUUCCUCUAUAUUCUACUUGCCUUGACAGCUUUUGUCGCUACAAGCUGUGCAUUCACAACCUUCAACUAUAAUUACUAUCCUCGCGGCGAGACCGCUACAGUUCAAAAUACUAUUGCCGAGGUGGCUCGCGAGACCCCAGCUGUCUAGGUGCUUCGUGCCAAAAGCUUACAACUACUGGUGGUGUGAACUAGACCGAACUGACUUUCCACUUCGUUUGUCGAACUUUACACCAGUGAUGUGACAGGCACACUCGAUUAUUCCGAAAGUUUUGACUCAUGUGUUUGUCAUAGUAGAAAUGUUGAAAUUCGUUUAUAUCAGUUUGACAGUUUCGAGUUUUGUACGCCUCUGAACAACUUCUUCCAAACAUCUACAUAUUGUAAGCAGAUGUAGUCUAUCUAUAUAAGUGCC